Molecule: messenger RNA, 1547 nt
Organism: Zea mays
Lineage: Eukaryota; Viridiplantae; Streptophyta; Magnoliopsida; Poales; Poaceae
Product: Tetratricopeptide repeat protein KIAA0103
Exons: 9
Coding region: 195-1238 (347 amino acids)
Molecular function (GO): protein binding
Source: RefSeq, a predicted model, not a curated record
AAAUUUCUCACAAAAAGUUGUCGUUAUUCAGAAUUUUAGAGUGACUGUUACAGUUCGUUUAGAACCGAGGAACCGAACCGAAAAACCGAGAACCGAAUUAGUCGGUUCUGGUUUCUAUCUUGCUAUUUCGGUUCUAGUUUUUUAAGAACCGAAUUUCUACGAGAACGGAGGAAUCGAACCGAACGAAGAACCGAAUGCCCAGUCCUGAAUCACGUCUUCACCCGUGCUCGUGCGCUGCGCCCAUCCCUUCCGCCUCCACGCUCCCCACGUGCACCGUGCACAGCACCACACAGCCAGGUCCCCAUGGCGGCGGCGGCGGCGGUUGCGUCUGCGACGACGGCGGAAGACGAAGCGCGCCUGCUGCGCCUGGAGGAGCAGGCGGAGCACGGCGGCGGCGGCGCCUGGGAAUACCUCUGCCUCGCCCGCCGGCUCCGCGCCCGCCGCCCCGCUCACGUCCUCCGCGUCGGCCUCGCCCUCCUCAACAACGCCUCCGCGCGCUCCGGCCUUGCCUCAGAACAGUGGACGCUCUACGAGCAGGUGGCCACGGCGGCCAUGGAUUGCCAGCGUCUCGAUGUGGCAAAGGCGAGGACUGUAUUGGAGUCCUUUCAAAACAAUUUCCUGGGAGCACACGGGUUGCCCGGCUAGAAGCUCGUCUGUUUGAAGCAAAAGGUGAAUGGGCUGAAGCUGAAAGAGCCUACGCGCUAAUCCUGGAAAACAAUCCAUUUGACCAGAUUGUCCACAAGAGGAAAAUUGCUAUCGCAAAAGCACAAGGUGGUAUGUCGAUAGUGAUUGAUUAUCUCAAUAAGUAUCUGGAAUUGUUUAUGGCUGAUCAUGAUGCUUGGAGAGAACUUGCUGAAACAUACAGUUCCUUACAAAUGUACAAGCAAGCUGCCUUUUGUUAUGAGGAGCUAAUAUUAGCCCAACCAACUAUUCCACUAUAUCAUAUAGCCUACGCUGAGGUUCUGUACACUAUGGGUGGCUUGGAAAAUCUCCAAACAGCUAAGAAGUAUUAUGCAUCAACAAUCCAGUUAACUGGAGGCAAGAAUACAAGAGCCCUCUUUGGUGUAUGUCUGUGUACUUCGGCAAUCAAUCAGUUGACGAAAGGAAGGAAUAAAGAGGAAGAGGACUCGGAGCUGCAGAGCUUGGCUGCAGAGGUACUGCUGAAGAAUUACAAGCAGCAGGCUCCAUCAAAGGCGCCCCUUAUCAGCAGCAUGUUGAAGAACAUGAAACUCAGCUGAUACCAACCAGCUCCACACAUUCAGAGUGGCCUGAUUUGAUAGAUAGUUAAGUUAAAUUGAUGUGGCUUAAUAUAUGCUUGUUUUUUUAUAUAUAAAAAAAUUGUGGCACCAACAUUGUGCAAGGCUUAAAAGUAGAUGCUCCCAAGGCCAUGGGUUGUACAACACCUGCUUGCUUACCUCGAAAUAUGCAUGGCUUCUUCAGUGGAUGUUCUACUAUAUAGAUCAACAAACCCCCGAUUGUACUUGAGCACAAACAAAAUUUUGAAUCAGUCGCUGGUGAAGUUGUACGUGUUGAUUUUCAUUGGUACC